Messenger RNA from Megachile rotundata (alfalfa leafcutting bee), 792 nucleotides. RefSeq names its product Cuticle-tanning hormone bursicon (gene Burs). Gene Ontology annotation, cellular component: extracellular region; bursicon neuropeptide hormone complex. Gene Ontology annotation, molecular function: neuropeptide hormone activity; G protein-coupled receptor binding. Gene Ontology annotation, biological process: G protein-coupled receptor signaling pathway. NCBI's taxonomy places the organism in Eukaryota, Metazoa, Arthropoda, Insecta, Hymenoptera, Megachilidae. The record is from RefSeq and is a predicted model, not a curated record.
AGACUCAUGAUGCAAAAUAUUGAAAAAGCAAUGUCCCUAUACUAGAAAAAAAUCGAAUGGUAUAUAAUGUAAAAGCUGGGAAAACAUAUCCUGAUUCAGCUAAGCUAUUAUAUCCUAGCAGGAGUUCAGCACCCCCAAGUUAUAACAUGUUGGAGGGGAAGUUACCUAUAAAAGGAUUUGUUUCAUGUUCUGUUCUUUCAUUUCAGUUAAGAUCCUUGACCAUACCUUUACUAUAUUACAAAAAAUCAAAAUUAAAUAAACGAUAUUUGGCUAUAAUGUUUGCAACAUUUUUGUUAAUAAAUGCACUCAUGUUUACUAGCUGCAUCAUUGCUCAAGUUACAGAUGAUGAAAACUGUGAAACAUUGCAAUCAGAAGUACACAUUACAAAAGAUGAAUAUGAUGAAAUAGGACGUUUAAAAAGAACAUGUAGUGGAGAUGUAUCUGUUACUAAAUGUGAAGGAUUUUGUAGUUCACAAGUACAACCAAGUGUUGCAAGUACUACAGGAUUUUCAAAGGAAUGCUAUUGCUGCCGUGAAAGUUACUUAAAAGAAAGACACAUUACUUUACAUCAUUGUUAUGAUGCAGAUGGUAUAAAAUUAAUGAACGAAGAAGAUGGAAUAAUGGAAAUAAAAAUACGAGAACCGGCAGAAUGUAGAUGUAUUAAAUGUGGUGAUACAUCACGAUAAACAUAAAAUUAAAUUAAAGAAAUGAUAUUAUGAAUUAUCUUAUGGAAUUAUGUAUCAAAAUUAUUACUAAAAAUAAAAUUAAAAAUGCAGAAUAUAUUAUUUGAAG